This is a messenger RNA of Podarcis lilfordi (Lilford's wall lizard), 10657 nucleotides long. The record is from the annotation of a GenBank genome assembly. Lineage: Eukaryota; Metazoa; Chordata; Lepidosauria; Squamata; Lacertidae.
AUGAGCAGUGCUGAAUACCUGUCGAACUUGCGGGGAAGCCUCCACCGGCGGGAUCAUCUUGCCUUCUCCUCCUCCGACCGCGAAGGAAGAAGUGACGUCCCUGCCAGGGAUUCUUGAGUUGCAAUUCCUGCACUGCAGGGGGUAGGACUAGAUGACCCUUUGGUUCUAUAAAUAACCCAAGGAUUAAAGCUUUCUGGGAGAUGAUUUAUAAUGAAAUAAAAAAGGUAUUUAAAUAUACCUUUCUGAAGAAACCAGAGGCCUUUCUUCUGGGCAUUGUCGGCCAAUUGGUGCCAAAGAAGGACAGAACCUUUUUUAUGUAUGCUACAACAGCAGCAAGAAUACUCAUUGCAAAGUAUUGGAAGACACAAGAUCUACCCACUCUGGAAGAAUGGCAGAUGAAGGUGAUUGACUACAUGGAACUGGCGGAAAUGACUGGCAGAAUCCGAGACCAGGGAGAAGAGUCGGUGAAAGAAGACUGGAAGAAAUUUAAAGACUAUUUACAGAAAUAUUGUAAAAUUAAGGAAUCUUAGAAGGAUGUUGGAUAGAAACUAAGAGCUUUUUAGCUGUAAUGCUUUAAGAGAUAUGAAAAAAGGCUUACAAUUGGGCAAAAGUUUAAUGGUAAGGAUUUGCUGAACUAACAAACUGAACUGGAAUACAAAAAAGGGAGGUAUGAGGAGGUCCGGGGAAAUAAGUUUAGAGAAGAUAGGUUUGGAAAAUUAAUGUCUUUUUAACUGUUUUAUUUUGUAUGUUUCUUUUUUAUCCUUUAAUUUUUUUGUUAUAUUUUUAAAAAUUUUACUCUUUUUUCUGUAUUUUGUAUUUCUUCUAUUUUUUGUAACUUUAAUAAAUAUCAUUUAAAAAAUAAUAAUAGAUGACCCUUUGGUACUAUGACCCUAUGAUGCUCUUAUUCCCUGGGGUCUGCCCUUUCCUAGGAGCCCCCUGGGGAAGGGGACCCUCCACCGUCCUGGGGAAGAUCCAAAUCGUGGGAGAGAGGAGACCCAGCUGCCCUGGGAGGCAACCCUCUUGCUGCUGCUGCCACCGCUGCUGACCCACCUUCAGGUCCCAAACAUUUUUCCAGGGUAGAUCCUGAGCCCUGGAUCACAGGAGGCAUUGAAAAGAACUUUUGAGCAGCCUUUUUGCCAGGCCUGGGUGCCCGCCCUGCACCCUGCCAGCUCCCAGGAGCUCUGGGAGCAGCCCCCCCCCGACCUCCAGGCACCUGCUACUCAGCCCCACCCACUGCCCAGCAGCAGCCAAUCGCUGCCUCUCUCGGCCAGCCCUCCCCGCCCCUCCCUCCUUCUCCCAGGUAUGAGAACUCAGGGCUGCCCGCAGGAGCACCCAGCCUAAGCAGCCCUGAGAGGAGAGCAGAGCCCAGGAGCUGGACAGGUAAGGGGCACCUCUAGGGAGGGGGCGCCAGGGAUCCAACUCAGAGCCAGGGCUGCACCCCAGCUCCAGAGGUGCCCCCACCCUGGGCAGCACAGAGGGGCAAGGAGGGUCAAAGCUCCAGGGAGGGCAUUUGCCUGGUUUCCUCAGGAAGGAGACCAGGAACGAGGGCACCUUCCCUCCUGCCAAGCCCGCGAUGCCCCACAUGGCACGGGAGUUUGUGGUUUUCUGUCCCAGAGGGGGCUCAUUCCUGAGAUGCAAGCAGACGGGUUUUCUCUAAUAUGCUAGUGCUGCCCUGUUAACACUGGGAUUUGCAGGCCCUCCCAAAACCCAGCUGGGCCUCCCCCUCCCACCUUUGUCCUCCCUCUGCUGUCACCCCGUUUCUCUCCCCCCGCUGCUGCUCUGACCCGGGAGGCAUCUGAGGGGGACAUGGUCUGGGGAUCCCACUUGCUUCGGAGUCACGCUUUCUGGUUCAAAGACUUCCAGCUAUUACUCAGGGCUUAGAAAAAUGCACUCUGCACGUGCUGGGGGGGGGGACACCCCUUCCUGGAUAUAUUUGUUAUUUCUAUAGCACUUCAGAGUUCCGCAAAAAGCGAAGAGCCAGGCAGGCCCUCCAAAAAUAUCUCGUGGCCCGUUGCAAAGUGGCGACCCUGCCGUCAGAGCGGAUUCUUGGCAGCCGCUCUACGAGGCUGGAAGAGGGAGAGGCGAGGCAUUGCGUGGCCGGGGGGUGAGCUAGAUGGCCCUUGGGGUCCCUUCCGACUCUAUGAUUCCCUGAGCCCCUCCAGGCCUCCUCUUCCCAUUACGACCCUCCCCAAGAACUCCGUUUCACCCGCUAUCAAAGUAAAGCAAGAAAACAAGGGAGAUGUUGCAAUAUCUGAAUUCAGAUAAGUUGUCUAAAAGAUGAAAACAAAACCCUCGUUCUGCGCUUUACAGCAGAUUGAAGUCCACAGACUUUUGCCCCGGGAGAUUCCGGCCGCAGCGGCUCAGCUCUGAUCAGGCGGCGCUGCCAGGCAGUUCACAUUCAGCAAAGCGGGAGAGGAGGUCUUGCAAAGCCUUGCGCUCGGUUCCGUCGGGUGGGUUGUGGUUGCUAAAAGGGGCGGCCCCAAAGCUGAGCUUCCCUGUCGAGCAAAGCGCCUGUCCGAACUGCUCAGCUCUGCUUCGCGGUGCCACCAGUGGGAGAAUUUCUCCCACCGCAAGUAGCGGGGGUGGGGCUGAUCCAGACUUGGGAUGGCAGCAUGCAAGGCAGGGAAGGGUUAAAGACUCUCUAGCCCUCCCUUUGUGGGCGCUGCUUCCCCCCCCCCCCGCCAAAAAAACCCCCCAUUCGUACGAUAGCUACUUGUAGGGAGGUUUCCAUGUCCAAACUGGAUCGGAGACUUCACCCUUAAUUAAAACCAGAGUUUUCUGCUGGCUCAUGAGGACUUCGCGUGGGACAGGGCCCUGCCUUCCACGCGGAAAGAAGAUCCCGGGUUCACUCGGCAAGGGCAUCUCCAACUUGGGAUGAGCAAGACCCUUCCUUGAUGCGGGGCAGGUUUUAAUAGGUAGGAGACGAUAUACAAAUUCGAUUUAUCCCUCCAGGCACCCACAUUUGUGGGCUGAGUAGCGUUAAACACCCCCCCCCCCCUUAGCAGCAGAAUUGAAGAAGGUUGUGGAGCCGUCUAUUUAGCCGGCGAGGAUGCGAGCUGGCUCUCCCUUUUCCUGUACCCGACUCUACCAAUUACAUUUUCUGUGGUCUGAGUCUUUGCUAAGUAGCAAGAACAUCCUUGCUGGACUGCCAUCUCCCACACUUGAGACCCCGAGAGCUGCGGCUGCCACUCAGUGUAGCCAAGACUAAGAAGAAGAAGAGUUUGGAUUUGAUAUCCCGCCUUUCACUCCCCUUAAGGAGUCUCAAAGCGGCUCACAUUCUCCUUUCCCUUCCUCCCCCACAACAAGCACUCUGUGGGGUGAGUGGGGCUGAGAGACUUCAGAGAAGUGUGACUGGCCCAAGGUCACCCAGCAGCUGCAGGUGGAGGAGCGGGGAAGCGAACCCGAUUCCCCAGAUUACGAGGCUACCGCUCUGAACCUCUACACCACACUCCGGGGUCAGACUCUGGAGAAAGACUGGGGCCCCGGAUCCUGCCCCGACCCCCCUUUCUGACGCCUCCCUCUUUCUCCCGCAGGGCGAGAUGUGGUCCUCUGCUUUGGCCGUCUUCGGCCUCCUGGCCGCGGCCGCCUCCGGCCAACCCCCGCAGCGCCACGAGGGGGUCUCCAUCUUCUCCGACUUGACUCCGGCGGAGCUGCGGGCCGUCCGCGACUUUCUGCUGAGCCGGCCCGAGCUGGGCCUCCAGGCGGAUCCAGAACCCUCCCUGGCCAAGAACAGCCUGUUCCUGGUGGAGCUCUUGACCCCGAAGAAAGGGCGCGCCUUGCAGUACCUGGAGUCCGGGGAGCGCCGCCCCCGACGCCGGGCCAGAGCCGUGGUCUUCUUCGGGGCCGAGGCGCAGCCCAAUGUCACCGAGUACGUGGUGUGGCCCCUGCCCACGCCCACCUCCUACCGGCCCUGGGGGAAGGCGGCGCGCUUCGCGGCGCGGCCGAUGUCGCAGCUGGAGUUCGGGCUGCUCUCGCAGCGGCUGGCGGAGAGCUUGGCUCCGCUGCAGCAGUUCCUGCUGGACGCCUCGGGCUUCGGCUUCGGGAACUGCGGCGACCGGUGCCUGACCCUGACGGAGGUGGCCCCGCGGGGCCUGGCCUCGGGCGAGCGCCGCACCUGGCUGAUGCUCCAGCGCUUCGUGGAGGGCUUCUUCCUGCACCCGGUGGGGCUGGAGGUCCUGCUCGACCACCGGGAGCUGGACCCGAGCCUCUGGCAGGUGCAGAAGCUGUGGUACAACGGGCGCUACUUCAGCAGCGCCGAGGAGCUGGCCCAGCUCCACGCCUCGGGCGCCGUGCCCGUCGUGCCUCUGCCGCCGCACCCGGACGAGAGCCUCUUCUCCACCUUCGUGCCGCGGGGGCGCUUCUCGGCGGGGCCCCCGACGGACGCGCACGGCGCCAAGGUGUGCGAGCCGCAGGGCCGCCGCUACUGGGUGGAAGGCAACCUGGUGGAGUACAGCGGCUGGAGCCUGGCCUUCCGCCUGCGCACGUCCACGGGGCUGCAGCUCUUCGACGUGCGCUUCAACGGGGAGCGCGUGGCCUACGAGGUGAGCGUGCAGGAAGCCAUCGCCAUCUACGGGGGGAACACGCCGGCCGCCAUGCAGACCAAGUACAUCGACGUGGGCUGGGGCAUGGGCUCCGUGACGCACGAGCUGGCGCCCGGCGUCGACUGCCCCGAGGGGGCCACCUUCCUGGACGCCCACCACCUGUACGACGCCCCGGGCCCCGUGCGCUUCCCGCGCGCCCUCUGCGUCUUCGAGCUGCCCACGGGGGUCCCUCUGCGCCGCCACUUCGACAGCGACUUCCGCGGCGGCUCCCACUUCUACGCGGGCCUCGAGGGCGCCGCGCUGGUCCUGCGCACCACCUCCACCGUCUACAACUACGACUACAUCUGGGACUUCCUGCUCUACCCCAACGGGGUGCUGGAGACCAAGGUGCACGCCACGGGCUACGUGCACGCCUCCUUCUACACGCCCGAGGGGCUCCGCUACGGGAACCGCCUGCACGAACACCUGCUGGGCAACAUCCACACGCACCUGGUGCACUACAAGGUCGACCUGGACGUCGCAGGUGGGGCCCUCGCUCGCUCGCUCGCGGGAAGGGGCGCGGGGGCAGUCGGGGAGGCCCUAAGCCCAGUCCAUCCUCAGUCUCCCCCCUUCCCCUUUCCAGUUACGGAACCGGCCGAGCUCCGAGGAAUUGCCCCUGUUUGCAGCUGUGGCUGCUUUUAUAGCAUCGUAGAGGCGAAAGGGACCCCAGGGUCAUGUAGUCCGACCCCCUGCAAUGCAGGAAUCACAGAACCCUCCGCAGGUAGUCUCCCACGAAGGAGAGCCCGCCGCCUCCCAAGGGUGUCCCUUGCCAUCAGGGUCACGUCUGAAGAAGAGCCAGGCGGGCCCCCCCGUCAGGGAAAGGGAGGGGGCGGCUGUGAUGUUCUCGCAAGCCGCUCUCCUCGCCCCUCGCCCAGUCCAGAGUCUCAGGGGGCAAGAGGCGCCUCGUUCUGUCCUCAGGCGACCCCGGGAGAUAACGCCGGACUCUCGAAGGCCAAGCGGGGAGGGGAGGGGGCUCUGCGGCCAAGCCCCGUCCUUGACCCCCGGCAGAGGAGCUCGAAGGCAGGCAGGCAAGGGGGAGGUCCCAGCCUCUGCCUCCAAGCGCCAGAGCGAGCUGCCCCCCCCCCCCGCCUCCCAGUCACUCUGGAGGCUCCAUCGCAAGGUCUGCAGAACAGAGCUAGGGGUCUCCCCGCCCCCCAACUCUGCUUCUUGAAUUUGUAGGGCAGCAGUUACCAUUUGGGGGGGGCGCCCGCUUGGUGCCAUCAACUUACUCCCCGUGCCCCCUACCCUACAAAAAGCAUUAUACUCAGAAUAUUGGCCUGCGCAACCAUCUCAGGAAGAUAAGCAUAGAAUCAGGGAAUGAUAGAGUUGGAAGGGACCCCGACGGUCAUCUAGUCCAACCCCCUGCAAGGCACAACGUAAUAAAAUUCAAACAGGGACAAUUCAUUGCACAUUUACGCAAACUCCGAUAAAAACUGAUUAGUUUAACUAACUCAACAAAAUUGGUGCGCUUCAUUCAGCGACUGCAGCUUUUCCAAGCCCGGUCGUUUGCACCUGCAGCGCCCCCUGCCCCGUAGCGCCCCCGAGGAUUCCCGCUUCCCCCUUGGGGAACCCUUGUUGUGAGAGAGGAACCUUUUCCUCCCUCCUGCUGCUGGAGCUGCCCCCGCCGGCUCUCCUGGCCCGCUGCAAACUGCAUGCCCCUCGGGGCAGAGGAGGAACCCUGGGGCUGGCCCCUUUUGCCGUGCCAGGCGCCCUCCUUGGCCUUAGCGAACCUCCCCUCCCCUGCCGGUUCUCCUGACCCCCGUCCCCCCGGCUCUCCCCCCUGCAGGCCUGGAGAACAGCUUCGAGACGCUGGACGUGGCUCUGGAGAACAUCUCUCUGCCCUGGGAGCCGAGCCAGCCGCUGGUGCAGCCGCGCCUGGAGCCUCAGCCGCGGCUCCGCGAGCGCCAGGCCGCCUUCCCCUUCGGCAAGCCGCUGCCCCGCUACCUGCUCUUCGGCAACCCGGCGAAGCCCAACCGCUGGGGCCACCGGCGCAGCUACCGCCUGCAGCUCAGCUCGCACGCCGACCGCGUCCUGCCCCGCGGCUGGCAGGAGGAGCGCGGCAUCACCUGGAGCAGGUGAGCCCGGCAGGCAGGCAGGUGAGCUGGGACGCCGAGCGGGAGGGCAGCCCCCACCCCACUUCCCAGCCGAAGGGAGCGGCGGUCGCCCACGCCUGGAGAUUCUCCGGAGUGGACGGGGCGGUUUCACUCCCUCGCCGUCGGGGUCUGGCCAGAAAGAAGGCUGGAAACUGGUGGCAGGUGGGAGGCAGGGAUUGCUCGCGAGGAGCCGCUGCUGGACAGCCCCGUGGGGACGGUGCUGCUCUGGCGCUGGGCUCCUGCUUCAUGGAAUCAUGGAACUCUAGCGUUGGAAGGGACCCCGAGGGUCAACUAGUCCAACCCCCAGCAAGGCAGGAAUAGGCAGCUGCCCCACAUCAGGAUGGAACCUGCAACCUUGGAAAUAUCAGCCCCUCUCUCUAACCAAGGGAGCUAUUCAGGAUUGAGCUUCAUUAACCUGUAACCCCAAAAUUUAGGAUCUCCUCCAAACUGGUGCCAAAGGUAUGUAUUCGUUUUGUGCCCAUUUGGACCAGAAAUUCUGCAUUUUGUACUCCCCCCCCCAAACUGAGUAAUUAACAUAGCCAACGGGGGCUUCCAGGUUAACACCCCCCAAAUCCAGCGUGGUCUGAUUCCCCCAAAUCAGGUUACAUUUCCUGAAGUUGCUGCUUGCCUGUGGGUUUAAGAACCUAAGGAGAGCCUGCGGGAUGAGGCCAUGGGGGGCCCAUCCGCUCCAGCCCCCUGUUCUCACUGUCACCGGCCAGAUACCCCAAUGGGGAACCUGCAGAGAGCCUCUCUCCCCUCCUGGCCUUCAGAACCGUCUCUGCCUCUGAGUGUGGAGGGCAGAGGAGCCAGCACUAGAUCUCUCCUCCAUGAGCUCAAGGAUCCCUGAUUAAAUAUCUGCUUCAAAUCCUCCAAGGAAGGAGAGCCCCCCACUUUCGAGGGAGCCUGCCCCCCUGUGGAACAGAUGGGGAGAAGGGAGCCUCCUUGAUCCGGCCCACGGAAGGUCCAGGAAUCAGCGUGUUUUUACAUGAGUAGAAUGUGUCCUUGCAUUUAAAAUGCACCUCUGGGUUAUUUGUGGGGCAUAGGAAUUCCUCCCCCCCCCCAGUAUAGUCCAGCCCCCCACAAGAUCUGAGGAACAGUGGACCGGCCCCCUGCUGGAAAAGUUUGCUGACCCCUGAUCCAGCGGGCAGGAGGUGUUGGGCGCCUGGGUGUGGGUUGGCCUCUCUUUGAUGGGGUGGGCUCAGGGCACCCAUGCCCCGGGACUGAGGGGUCGUAUCCCUCUGGCAGGUACCCCUUAGCAGUGACCCAGCAUCAUGACAACGAGGACACCAGCAGCAGCCUCUACAUCCAGAACGACCCCUGGAGCCCCACGGUCAGCUUUGAGAACUUCCUCAAGAACGACGAGAGCCUGGAGAACCAGGUGAGGGCGGCCUGGGCGUGGGGGGCAGGAAGAGGAGCAGCAGGGCGGCUCACUUGGGGUUUUGGGGGUAGCACACAUGGAGAUCCAGGCCAGGGCAGGCAGAUUCAUGCUCUAAAUGGUCCUAAACGGCCUCGGUCCAGUAUACUUGAACAAGCGUCUCCACCACCCCCGUCCAGCUCUGAGGGUCUUCUGACGGUUCCCUCACUGCGAGAAGCCAAGUUACAGGGAACCAGGCAGAGGGCCUUCUCGGUGGUGGCACCCGCCCUGUGGAACACCCUCCCACCAGAUCUCAAGAAAAACAACUAUCUUUUAGAAGACAUCUGAAGGCAGCCCUGUUUAGGGAAGCUUUUAAUGUUUGAUGCAUUACUGUAUUCUAAUAUUUUGUUGGAAGCCACCCAGAGUGUCUGGGGAAGCCCAGCCAGAUGGGCAGGGUAUAAAUAAUAAAUUAUUACGAUUAUGAUUCUCCCUCCGGCAGGACCUGGUGGCCUGGGUGACGGUGGGCUUCCUCCACAUCCCCCACUCGGAGGACAUCCCCAACACGUCCACACCAGGCAACGUGGUGGGCUUCUACCUGCGACCCUUCAACUUCUUUGACGAAGACCCCUCUGUGGCCUCGCUUCGCACCGUCAUCGUGCGCCCCUCUGAGCCUGGGGGCAGGUCUGGGGUGCAUGUCCAGCGCUGGACCCCGGCCGACCCCAUGCCCUGCGUCUCCCAGGAGCCCUUCAGCUACAAUGGCACCUACUGGCAGGUGUAGCCCAGCCCCAGGCAGGAUUGGCCCCAUCUUCUUCCUCUCCACCCCUCAAACCCCAACCCCAGACGUUGACCUCUCCUCCUUGGCACUCCUGGCUUGCACCAAAGCCCACCUCCCAGAUCCACCCCCCCCCAACUUCAGGCUUCCUGUGCACCUCAGACCCAGGCAGGGGGCACCUGGGUGAAGGAGGGGGGCUGCCCCUCCAACAUGAGGCAACUGAUUUCCUGGGGCACAAAAUCAGUUUCAUAUUAGCAGAUUUUCUGGGGGGUGUGUGUCAUCCUCCCCCACCACACACCUGUUUGAGAGUAAAGACAGCCAGCAGGAGGGACUUCUCCAGAUGAGAAGGAUGCAGGAAGGGCAUGUGCUGGAUCAGGCUCAUCUAGCCAGGCACCUUGUCCUCACAGGCCCUGACCAGAUGCACCCAUGCCAUGGAUUUUGCUGCCACGGGACGUGGUGUAGCAGGAACCUCCCCCCCAAUAAUUCAGUUUGUACAAACUUCACACACACUCACACUCACACACUACACGCGCUACCCUUCUGCUAUAAAUUCAUAGAAAAUCAACCAUACAUCGGAUUUGCACAGUUCCACUUUUAUUUACUCCGUGAAGGAAGGACUACAAAAUCGGGAAGGUUUGAUACAGGGCAGCCAUAAUCCCUUGAGCAUACCAGCACAUACACAGGAGCCCUGCCCAGUUGCUAUGCCAAACCUGAUGGUCCUAGACAGAAGACCAUCAAGAUCACAAAGAACUUGCAUAUGGGAGUGGAUUCAGCACGGACUGGAACAAAGGACAAUAAUCAGAUCUUCCCUCUGGGGGCAGGAAACUGCAAACUCCCCUCUGUCACCUGGAAAGUAUUCAUGGGGAGAGGGAAAGGGGGAACCAGCCAGGUGACAGGACACUCAGGUUACCACCACAACUCCUCCCUCAACCCCUCCUUUCUGUGAUGUAUGCAUGAUGUUUCUGGGGGUGGGUUUGAUCUACAGGAUGGGAAUUUCAAGUGUCUUUAUAAGGUCUUGCACACCAUUUUUCUGUGUCUUUCCUCUCUCCUGCAAGUGAGUGAGCACCCUGUUGCAAGAGUUCAAUAAAGGCCAAGCCUACAGGCUGCUGUUUUGCUCCAAGUAAUCCUGGUUGGUGUCUUUGUUUUUGUCCAAGGGAGCCCUCGGAUUUUCCAUUAACAGUUGGCAAUACCGUGUGUGUCAGUGGCUUGAGCAAACUGCUAGAGAGGAGGAGGGGGGCAGGUGUGCCAGCAGCUGUUACUCACAGGAGCUAAGUAGAACCUCCAUGUGCCAAGAGGGUCUACCACUGAGCACUGUCCUCUGGGGACACAGCAGGGAGGAGGGCCUGAUGCCCACAGGCCCAGCUUGUGGGGCUCCCCAGAGCACUGGGCGCUGGACUCAAGUGAGUUUUCCUGCUCCAAAUGUCCACUUAGUUAUAUGUAAAGGUCAUAAAAUAACUAGUUGACUAAGAGCAUGAGAAGAGCAUCUGCUGGAUGAGGCCCGUGGCCCAUCUGGUCCUGCAUCUUGUUCUCCCAGUGGCCAACCAGGUCAAUAGGAAGCCCACUAGCAGGUUUCGAACUCAAGACCCUCUCCCCUCUUGUGGCUUCCGGUGACUGCUGUUCAGAAGCGUUGCUGCCUCUGAGUGUGCAGGGCAGAGCAGAGCCCUCCAUGAAUUGGUCUGACCCCCUUUUAAAGCCAUCCAGCCCCCACAGUCUCCUGCCGCAGGGAGUCCCACGGUUUAACUUCUUGGAUCCAUCCUGAUAACUAUUUAAUUAAAAGUCUCACGGUGACUCCAGUGGUUUUCUUCACCAGCUUCACACAUCUGGAAGGGGGGAGCGAAAUCCCUUUCCUGUCUCCUCC